Messenger RNA from Aspergillus glaucus CBS 516.65, 771 nucleotides. RefSeq lists its product as uncharacterized. The transcript is spliced from 3 exons. Lineage: Eukaryota; Fungi; Ascomycota; Eurotiomycetes; Eurotiales; Aspergillaceae. Gene Ontology annotation, molecular function: oxidoreductase activity, acting on the CH-OH group of donors, NAD or NADP as acceptor. The record is from RefSeq and is a predicted model, not a curated record. The coding region runs from base 1 to 771 and encodes 256 amino acids.
AUGGACCUCUUCACACUAACAGGCCGGACAGCCCUCGUCACCGGCGGCACCCGUGGCAUCGGCCAGCAGAUGGCUGUAGCCCUGGCUGAAGCGGGUGCCGAUAUCGUUUUAGUUCAGCGCGACGAAAGCAACCUCGAAACAAAAUCACACAUCGAAUCCCUCGGCCGUAAAGCAUCCAUUUAUACCGCCGACCUAUCAAACCGCGAAGACGUCUCCUCACUCGUGAAAAGAGUCCUCAGCGACGAACAUGAUAUCUCCAUCCUCCUGAACUGCGCGGGAAUACAAAGACGGCAUCCAGCUCAUAUCUUCCCUGAUGAGGAUUGGGAUGAGGUUCUCCAAGUAAACCUCUCCACAAUCUUCGCGCUGUGCCGCGACAUAGGCGCAUACAUGCUCACCCGCCCCACGAAAGACAACCACCGCGGAAACAUACUCAACGUCGCCAGCCUCGUCUCCUUCCAAGGCGGCCUCACAGUCCCCGCCUACGCAGCCGCCAAAGGCGGCGUCGCACAACUCACGAAAGCCUUAUCCAAUGAAUGGGCGUCACGGGGUGUUAACGUUAACGCCAUUGCGCCCGGGUAUGUAGCUACGGAUAUGAAUGAGGCGUUGUUGAGGGAUCAGCAGCGUGCGGAGAGUAUUCUGGCGAGGAUUCCGAUGGGGCGGUGGGGUGCGCCUGAAGAUUUCAAAGGGGUGACGGUUUUUCUGGCGAGUCGGGCGAGUGCGUAUGUUACUGGGGAGGUUGUUACGGUUGAUGGGGGGUGGAUGGGGCGGUAG